Molecule: messenger RNA, 4547 nt
Organism: Canis lupus familiaris (dog)
Lineage: Eukaryota; Metazoa; Chordata; Mammalia; Carnivora; Canidae
Gene: PLEKHG4B
Product: pleckstrin homology and RhoGEF domain containing G4B
Exons: 13
Coding region: 56-3574 (1172 amino acids)
Molecular function (GO): guanyl-nucleotide exchange factor activity
Source: RefSeq, a predicted model, not a curated record
GGCAGUGUCCUUCACGGGAACGUUCCCUCCGAGGUGGGACAAAGGCGGCGCCAGCAUGGCUCUCAGCGCGGCGCACAAAGGCUCCGGCGGCGGCAAGGAUCUGGAAUCCCUUGACACCUGUAUCCAGAACACACUGUCUGCCCUUUAUCCACCUUUUGAGGCCACGUCAGCCACGGUGCUCUGGCAGCUGUUCAGCGUGGCCGAGAGACUCCACGGUGGGGACGGGCUGCGCUGCCUCACUGACUUCCUCAUCCCAGCCAAGAGGGCCCUACAGCACCUGCAGCAGGAAGCCUGUGCCAGGUACACAGGCCUCAUCUUCGUGCACGAAGGCUGGCCGCUAUGCGUCCACGAGAAGGUGGUGGUACAGCUGGCGUCCCUGCGCGGAGUCAGGCUCAGGCCCGGCGACUUCUACCUGCAGGUCACGUCGGUGGGGAAGCAGUCGGCCAGACUGGUUUUAAAAUGUCUCUCCCAGCUUGGACGUGGCUCAGAAGAGGUCGCUGUCCCUGAGGCCAUGUACAGCUGCGUCUUCACAGGGCAGUUCCUGGAAUGGCUGAACGGGGAGCGGAACAGCGUCCCCUUGCAGAACUGCUUACUGACCUCAGGCUCUGCCGUCUUCCGCACCCCGUGGAGCAGUGUCACAGACCCCGUCUUUGUACCCACAUUCACAACGGUCCUGCCCCACUGCCCCUAUCCCAGGCCUGAGCAGUCAUCGCUCAGAAGAGCCUCCAAAGCUCUGACUCCGGCAGCAGCUGUGGCCAACAACCGUCCCCGGGAGACCACCCCUCCCAGCCACACCCCGCCCCUGUCCCACUGCCGCAGGCAUCCAGGGGGUGGCCAGCCCAGUCACCAACCUGCCCCAGGCGGCACUGGCUGGGGAAGCCCUAGGAGCACGUUUAGGAGCUCUGACGGAGGCCAUGUCAGGGUGGGGCCCUCAGAGCCGGUCCCAUGGGAAGGACCAAGAGGGAUCCUGGACCCCACAAACAAAAGGGACGGCCCCCAGGCCCUCACUGUCUGUGAGGACACGGGCAGCCCAAGCUCCAGAAGGCAGUUGCCCAGGGACCCGGCCAGCACGGAGGUCAGACGUGGGUUCAGGAAGUCCUACAUGGAGGCCCUGCGGAACCCCAUGCCCCUGGGCUCCAGUUCUGAAGAGUCCCUUGGGGAUGAGGCCUGCAGCACCCAGACCACGGGGUCCAGGGUAGUGUCCGGCCCAGCCCAGAAGGCAACGCCCAGUCCCUGGGGAGACUCCGUGGAGCUCCCAAGUCAGGAAAGACGUUCAGGAACCACAAGAAGCACCCUUCCCAGGAGGUCUCGGUCCUGGGACAGGUCCGUCAGGAGCUCACGAGGUGCCACUCGGCAGGCCUCCCGCCACUCAGUCAGCGCCAGGCUGGGAGGUCUCCUAGGAGGACGAGUUGAGGGCACCAGCAGUGCAGGCUCCAGCUGUCCGCCUUGCAGCACAGCCGAGAGUCCAGCUAGGGUUGACGCAGACAGCAGCACCUUCCUCAAGCGUGAUCCCAGCCAGGUUUCAGAUGUGCUUGUGGAUCCUGUGUGCCGCGAAGGAGGAGGACAGCUGCCUAGUACAGGAGCCGUGCCCAGCCAGGUUCCCAGGCAGCUGCUGGAAGUCAGCCAGGAUCUCCUGCAGUCCGGGGUCAUCACUCUCCCAGGGACGCGAGAUCACCAGGGGAGAGCAGUGGUGCAAGUCUGCACGAGGGGCCCGCUCUGGUCCAGCGCACACCCCUCCAGCGUCGAGCUGACCCGCCUGUUGCAAUACCUCCACGGCAUCCCCAGGAAGGAGGUGCGGGAGCUGGGGCUGGUCAUCCUGGUGGAUGCUCGCAAGGGUCCGGCUACUCCUGCACUCUCCCAGGCUCUGGCAGUGCUGCAGAAUACAUCUCCUCCCAUAAUUCAUAGUAUUGUGCUGUUGGUGAAUAAAGAAUCAGCAUUUAGGCCUGACAAGGAUGGAACAAUUGAGUGUGAGGUGGUGGGCUCCCUGAAGGCCUUGCACAAGCUUGUCGACAGCUCACAGCUGACCGCAGACCUCGAUGGCUCUUUUCCCUAUAGCCAUAGUGACUGGAUCUGCUUCCGUAGGAAGCUGGAGUCCUUCACCACAGAUUGCGAGGAUGCCAUUGUAUUCCUACAAAAUUCAGUCCACUCCCUGAAUAUUCACAGAACUCUAAGCACAGCACAGGAGGUCACAGACUUAAUCAACAAGCAUAAGGCAAUGAUGAAGUGUGUGCUGGAAGAUGCACUACUGGUUGCCCUCCGGCUAGAAGGUGGCACCAUGCUGGCACGGCUGAAGAGGGAGCAGCUUGGCAGCAGCCAAGACUACCAGGAUGCCAUCAAGGUCGCCUCCAGGUUGUACAACCAAGUGGACGAAGAGGUCCAUGGGCUGGUCCUCACCUCCAACAGAUGUCUGCAGGAGCUGGAGAGGCUACGGGAAAUAAGGAUGCUCCAGGAGGGACGAGGCCAGGUGGACAGGUGGAUGCUGCAGUGUGGUGAGUGCCUGGGACACCUGGGCCCGCAGCCCGUCGCUGAGUAUCUGAAUUGCUGGCACCAGGAGGCCACAGAGCUGACUACACAGAGCUUCCCUGGGGCAAGCAUGGCAGUGGCAGGCCUGGGCAGCCCGCAGGCCCUACAUCGGUGGCACCCCUUAUGGCUGCAGAGCCAGCACACCCAACUCUGCUUCCAAGAGGCCCUGUCUGGGGCUACCCCAGAUCCUGGCACCCCGCCUCUGGGCCGCAGACCCCUGAAGCAUGAGCUGGGCCAGGAGGCUGAGAGGAGGCCCCAUGAGCCAUCCUGGACGCCCUCCACUGACCUGGAGUGUCCCGCUGGGGAGCAGGCCCCGCUGCUGCCUGGCCUCCCUGGCCAAGCCUCUCUGCGCAGGCAGGAGGAUGAGCACCUGGCCCCAGGUGUGCAUUCCCCACACGACAGCCCCACUUGCUCCCCUGAGCCCAUCCAGACACCUGCCUCCCACCCCAGGAAACAUUCUCUGAAGAAAACUAUGAGAAAAACACAAAGCUUUGAGAUUCCACAGCUUGACAGUGGCCUCAGAGACUCCCACUGGCCAGGCCACACUGGGGUCUUCAUCAGGGGCCUGGAGGUGACCAGCACCGUGGCCUCCGAGAAGAAACCCCCAUCAAGGCCACAUGCUGAGAGCCCCCUGGUCACUCGGAACCAGAGUCUGUCCUCUCCCUCCAGGACCCACCCUUCCAAGGAGGACGGGAACAAGCAAGCAGGAAGCAGCCGACUGCAGCACAUCAUGGCUGAGAUGGUGUCCACGGAGAGAGAGUAUGUUCGGUCCUUAGGGUAUGUCAUUGACCAUUACUUUCCAGAAAUGGAAAGAACGGACCUGCCCCAGGACCUCCGAGGGAAGCACAGCAUCGUUUUUGGGAACCUGGAGAACCUCUAUGAUUUCCACCGCCAGCACUUCCUGGCGGAGCUGGAGCGCUGCCAGCACUGCCCCUUGGCGGCAGGCCGCGGGUUCCUGAGACACGUGAGUCCCUCCCUCCCAGGCACCGGGUCCACACGGCAGGCGCCCCUGUGGGAGGCGAAGGCGACAUCAGCCCAGGGUGCCUUCUGAGAGGCUGGGUCUGGCAACGCCCACGUUUCGGGUGAUUUGGAUCCGUGCAGACCCAGCAAUAAACAGACCCCAAAAUAGACAAGAAGGCUGUGGCUCUGAUCACAUCGAGUGUUUUUGCUUGGUGCCACCUGAAGGCACCCUUGGCCCCCAGAGCCGCACGACGCUGGAGGCCUUGCCUGCAUCGUCACCCACACACCCCUCUGCUCACCUCUCAAGGCUGUUGGCCCGAAGCAGUUCACGUCCUGUACACGGGAGCCCACCUGGUCCCAUCCUCAGUCCUCCCGCUGCAGCCGGCCAGCUCCCUCCCAGGCGGGGCCCGGGCCAGCCCGCCAUCUGAGCAAGCCAGGUCAGGCUUUCUGCGGAGGCUCCCGGACUGUGCACGUGCCCCACACGAGGGCUGCUCUCCCCGUGAGAGUCUUCCCAACUGUGUAUAUGAAUAUCUCCCUGUCUGGAUCGUUAAUGAAACUCUGAAUUCAGUUUGAAAACAAAUGCUUUCACCUAGCAGUCCCCUACGCAGUGAUCCAGGCAGUGGGGACGCAGUGGCACCUGUGCCAUGGGCAGGUGAGACGCGGCCUCCGCAUUCCUAAUGUAGACACCCACAACGGAAACGCCCGAGGGUGAAAGCAACUCCAUGGUGCAUCUUUUCAACUGUUUCUAAGAAGGUGCUUUUAGCCAGAAGAUGAACUCUGUGUUGCUUUAUGUUGACAACAACGGCAAGAAUUUCAAAUGUCAACAUAGCUUUGGUUCUGGGCUCCCCGUGCCCCCUCCCAGGCCCGCCUCUGCCCUCUCCCCCACGCCCUGUAACGCCCAAUUCUAGAUCUCUGGCAUCAAUGUGCUGGUAAGCCCCCGUGAUCCCAGGGCAGCGCUGAGCCUCCUUGUCUCCUGCCCGUGGGAGGCACAGCACACAGAGGGUGGGGGCAGAGGCAGAGACUGGACCUGGCCCCCCUCAGGUGCCCGGUGUCCUCCCUUCUUG